Messenger RNA from Coregonus clupeaformis (lake whitefish), 3897 nucleotides. Its product is annotated as ubiquitin-conjugating enzyme E2 R2. The coding region runs from base 1077 to 1817 and encodes 246 amino acids. The transcript is spliced from 5 exons. Gene Ontology annotation, biological process: ubiquitin-dependent protein catabolic process; protein polyubiquitination. NCBI's taxonomy places the organism in Eukaryota, Metazoa, Chordata, Actinopteri, Salmoniformes, Salmonidae. Gene Ontology annotation, molecular function: ubiquitin conjugating enzyme activity. The record is from RefSeq and is a predicted model, not a curated record.
AGUCUGGACAGAUCGACAGAGAACGGACGAAUGACACAGGAAAAACUGUAGAAACACCGUUUGGCAUCUAAUUAUACUUUUCAUUACAACAUUAUGAAACAAGUUAAAAUGGUUGGAGAUCAAAGACGCUAGCUAUAUUUUGAACGUAGUUUUUCACGUAAAACGUAAGUGCAAUGUGUUGCCUACGCUGCAACGUAAGUGCGCGAAGCAGCAAGCGCAGUGGAAUCUCCUGGAAACAAAGCGGGGAACAAGAGAGAGAAAGGAAGUUCCUACACAAAUCUGGAUUCAUUUAUAACACUGUAGUUGUUUUGAAGAGAUUUUGCUAGUCAUAAGAGGGUUUUAAAACUAAUCAUAAACGUUGGUAGAGUUUGAGACUCGUGGAGCAGCUAGCGAGCGCUCACACAAACAAACAAAUGUCAAAACAACCCGCUGGACCUGCCGACUCUAGACAGAUCGACAGCGAACGGACGAAUGACACAGGAAAAACAAUCACCGUUUGUCAUCUAAUUAUACUUUUUAUAACAUUAUGAAACAAGUUAAAAUGGUUGGAUGAUAUCAAAGACGCUAGCUAUAUUUUGAACGUGGGGACAGAAUAUAAUUUGUAAACGGCACCACGAAUAUAAUUUGUAAACGGCACCACCUAACCUUCCCCAGGAUAAAACAAUAACAGAUGCGCAGAUCGAGGAAUAUGCGGCGAUAAAACAUUUGGCGUGUCAUAAAACGGUAUAGAAAUAUUUUAGUCUCUACCAAAAGUAGCUUCUUCGUUAUCUACAGAACUGUCAACAGAGCCAGCAGCAGUUUUGUGGCUUUGUUUACCUCGCUAGCUAACGUUAGCUAGUUAAUGCUCUACUUGUUUAGAGCAGGCUGCACCGUUAGAUGGAUAGCUAGCUAGCCACCUACCAACAAGACGUGGUGGGUAAUGCUUGCAUCCCAUUUAUAUGACAACCAGAUGUUGCUUGUUGGGACGAGCAAUUUGAAUUGGUUCUGUUUUAUUUGACUGGCUGUUGAGAAAGCUGCCAAAGCGCGAGAGCAAACGGGGUCGUCCGGUUUUGACACUUCAUUACUCUUGGGUCACCAUGGCGCAGCAGCAGAUGCCAAGCUCUCAUAAGGCACUGAUGCUUGAACUGAAGUCUCUCCAAGAGGAACCAGUGGAGGGUUUCCGCAUCACCCCAGUAGAAGAGUCAGACUUGUACAACUGGGAGGUGGCCAUAUUUGGACCCCCCAACACACUUUACGAGGGGGGAUACUUCAAGGCACACAUUAAGUUUCCAGUUGACUACCCUUACUGUCCACCUACUUUCCGUUUCCUCACAAAGAUGUGGCACCCCAACAUAUAUGAGAAUGGGGACGUGUGUAUCUCCAUCCUUCACCCGCCUGUUGACGACCCCCGGAGCGGAGAGCUGCCCUCUGAGAGAUGGAACCCCACCCAGAAUGUCAGGACCAUCCUACUGAGUGUGAUCUCUCUGCUGAAUGAGCCCAACACCUUCUCCCCGGCCAAUGUUGAUGCCUCUGUUAUGUUCCGCAAGUGGAGAGACAGCAAGGGCAAGGACAAAGAUUACGCUGAGAUCAUCAGGAAGCAGAUAGUGUCCACUAAAGUGGAGGCGGAGCGGGACGGCGUGAAGGUGCCUACUACGCUGGCGGAGUACUGCAUCCAGACCAAAGUGCCUUCCCACGACAGCAGCUCGGACCUGCUCUACGAUGACCUCUACGAUGUUGACAUCGAGGAGGAGGAGGACGAUGAUGCAGAGGCAGUGGGCCAGAUGGCAGGAGAGGGUGGCUUCAAUGACGAGGAAGACUCGGGCAACGAAGAGUCAUGACCUUCCUUCUCCUCGCUGUUUAUCUCGCUCCCUCCCAAACCCUUCCUACCGAGGACUCCGCUGCAGCCUCGUCCUGUCCAUACUUUCUGAUUCCUUCCCACGUGCGCACACAUACUCUUUUGCUGGCUCCAUCCCUUCUUGAAGGCGUCCCCUUAGCACUUACUUUACCUUGAGUUUUGUUUUAACCUCUGUCAAGCAUGCCCAUAUGCUUCAUUUUAACAGCUGUAUGGGGGCAGAUUUAUUUAAUUGUUUUAUUAUGGCAUUUUUUGUUUCCUAAUUUAUCUCCCCUCCCAUUGACGUUCAUUAGGCAUAAUUAGUGGGUUAGUUUAUGCAGCUUUACUUGUGGUAAAUUAUAUCACAAAGUGAUAUAAACCAGAACGGUUGUUUCUCUUUCAACUAUUUGAUGAGUCUGUAUUAAACGGUUCAACAGAAUUGCAUGCUUUUUGAUGACACCAAUUUGGCAUGUAUGCUGUCUACCAGUGUUGCCAACCAUCUUUUUUGUGGGAAUUGCUAUUGGCUGCUUGAUUUGUCGCUAGAUUACAUUUUGCAGUUGUCGUGACAACUUCACGGCUCCAAUUUGCGUUGCUGCAGUCCCCAACAUUGCAUUUUCGCCCCUUCUCCUGCCGCAAACCCCUUCCCCUUGUGCUUCUCUGCCUGUGUGUGCGCUGUUGCUGUGACGUCUGUUGCAUAGGCAGCUUUUCCCACUCUUGUUUGCGGCAUAAUUGAGUGGGAAAAGUUGUUAAAUGGUAUAAAAAUUCCCAAAGGCAGCCUGAAAAGUAGUUGAAUUUGUCACUAGGUUCUAUGAAAAGUAAAAGUCGCUGUGAGGGUCUGAACUCACUACAUAUAGCGACUUUCAGUUGGCAACACUGGUCUCUAUCCCUCCCAGGGUUCACAUACACAUGCCUCCUACAAACUAAUUCAAAUUCCUUAUAAAUUGUGUAAAACCAAAUCCUAUUCAGAUGUAAAACCACAAUUUAUAUAAAUUCUAAUUUGUUCUUAAGCUGUGGAACAGAGUGGUAAGAUGCACUCAAUGAACAUACCCAUCUCUUACUCUGUCUCACACAGUCAACAAGAUGAAGACCCUUUUGUAAAAAAUAUAUUACAAAUAACUCAUUUUCUGUAUUGCCCUGACAGGGAUCUGAACACAAAAAGGACACUUAUUUUGCAAUUUUUGGUAGGUUCCCCAUUUUUCUCUUUCAGUCAUCCACUCAAUCAAAGUUCGCUAACAGAAGGGAAGGGUUGGGCACUUACUACCAACAUGCAUCUCUUUGAUUGAGUGGAUGCAUCUCGGCAUGCAUCUCUCCAACCAGAGACCACAGAGAAACAAUCUCUGCUCCAACCUCUCCAAGGUUAAAUGCACCUGGAACUGAUGAAGGGACGCAGAGACAGGAUGCUAAGACAUACGCCUGAUAUCAUUUGAGCUCUUGUCCUCAAACAGAAGAUGCUUCCGAGUAUUGGUACCGUACCAGCGCUGAAUAAUUUCCAUGGAGACCGGACUGGUGAUACAGAGUUGUUUCCGUGGAGACUGAUUUGUAACUACCCUAUCUUUCUUUGGGGGACUUGAACACCAGAGGUAAAUAAGACAAGCGGAAAAAGAGAUCCUCUCCCCCAUCCCAAUUCUAGUCACAGGCCCCUUGACCCCAGAUAGGUAAUCAAUAAAUAGAAAAGCAUUCACUUUGGUAACAAGUGGCAUGCUACAUAACCAUUAUGCUCAUUUAUUAGAUAAUUAAUUUCAAGGAUAGUUUAGAGACUUGGGGCUCGAUUCAACCAAACCCACAGGGCAGUAUUCACGCAAUAGCAUUUAGGCCUAAACAUAGUAGGUAAACAAAUAUAUUGCGUAAACAUUGCUAAAUCAGGUUGUCUUGGAUACGGCCCUUGGUGUCUUUCAGCUAAUGUUACGUGUUUAAGUAUAACAUUCCCAUUGUUUUUGUUUUCCUUGGUCUAACUUAACAUGUGUCAUGAAUGUUUUCUAGUAAUGAAUGUUCACCGAAGAUAAGAGGCUUUCCUUGGUGAGUGUAAGGCUUUAUCUUUGGAUUGUUUGUUGCACAAAUAAAUAGAGGGCACCGGAAAUGUUGUCAAA